AUGAAUAAAACAAGUAAUUUGAAUAUCCAAGAAUUACAUGUAGAAGAAAAAAUUGAAGAAUCAGAACCGAACAAGAUGCAGUCUAUCAAGAAUUCUUUGAUAAAAUAUGACCACACUCAGUUAUUUAGCAACCAAGUUUUAUUACUUGAUCAAGAAAAUGAAGUAGAAAAAAGAGAAUGA
This is a messenger RNA of Entrophospora sp. SA101, 180 nucleotides long. The record is from the annotation of a GenBank genome assembly. NCBI's taxonomy places the organism in Eukaryota, Fungi, Glomeromycota, Glomeromycetes, Entrophosporales, Entrophosporaceae.